AUGCCGCCACGACAGAAACCAAGGGGUGUUAGCUCUAGGCCGACAAGGGCUGAUGUUGGUGAAAACUCUCGCUCCAAUCCGGCGGAGCAAAAUGAAGAGGAUACACUUCUUAGGGAUUUGAUUAUCCUAAGAGGUUUUUCUAUCAGAAAGGAUGAUGUUGAAGCAACCGUUGAAGAGGGUGAAGGUUCGGCAGAACUAGCAUUGAACCGUGGUGCAGAUCCCAUGAUAGAGGAUGACUACAUGGAUCAAAUGGAAACCCAUUUGACUUCUAUGGAUGUGACGGAUGAUUAUGUAAAAAUCAUCCUAGCCACUUAUAAGUUUACCAAGGAUGCUAAGUUUUGGUGGAAGUCGGUCACCAAUCGGCACAAGGUGGAGGAAAUAAGUUGGGACAUGUUUAAAGAAUUGUUCUACGAGAAGUAUUUUCCAGUCCCCAAGAGAUGGGAGCUGAGAGAUCAGUUUAAUGGCCUAUCUAAGUCAGGUGUUCAGGUUGGUAGUUCUCAAGCACAGGCACCACAGGGACGUGUCUUCAUGAUUGCUCAGACUGAUGCAUCUUCUGGUCCAUCAGUUCUCCGAGGGUUAGAGAUCAGUUUCAUGGAUCGGGCGUUGUGUGUUAAUACGCCAGUUGGGUUUGUGGUAGUUUUUGUGGAUGACAUACUUGUGUACUCGCAGACACAGGAGGAGUACGAGAAGGUGAAGUUUUUGGGGCACGUUGUCUCAGAAGGUGGAGUGUCAGUAGAUCCAUCAAAUAUAGAAGCGGUUUUGAAUUGGGAGCAACCCAAAAAUGCUUUUAAGAUCCAAAGUUUCCUCGGCCUAGCAGGUUACUAUCGAAGAUUUGUGAAAGAUUUCUCCCGUUUGGCAGUACCUAUGACUCGCUUGACUCGGAAAGGGAUCAAGUUUGUGUGGAAUGAAGCCUUUGAGUUAUCCUUUCAAGAGUUGAAGAUAAGGUAG
Messenger RNA from Cornus florida, 948 nucleotides. RefSeq lists its product as uncharacterized. The record is from RefSeq and is a predicted model, not a curated record. The transcript is spliced from 6 exons. NCBI's taxonomy places the organism in Eukaryota, Viridiplantae, Streptophyta, Magnoliopsida, Cornales, Cornaceae. The coding region runs from base 1 to 948 and encodes 315 amino acids.